Molecule: messenger RNA, 330 nt
Organism: Pestalotiopsis fici W106-1
Lineage: Eukaryota; Fungi; Ascomycota; Sordariomycetes; Amphisphaeriales; Sporocadaceae
Product: Cytochrome c
Exons: 3
Coding region: 1-330 (109 amino acids)
Biological process (GO): mitochondrial electron transport, ubiquinol to cytochrome c; mitochondrial electron transport, cytochrome c to oxygen
Cellular component (GO): mitochondrial intermembrane space
Molecular function (GO): heme binding; electron transfer activity
Source: RefSeq, a predicted model, not a curated record
AUGGGUGGUUUCUCUGCUGGUGAUUCUAAGAAGGGUGCCAACCUCUUCAAGACCCGUUGCGCUCAGUGCCACACCCUGAAGGAGGGUGAGGGCAACAAGGUCGGCCCUGCUCUGCACGGUCUCUUUGGCCGCAAGUCCGGUCAGGUUGAGGGUUUCUCCUACACCGACGCCAACAAGCAGAAGGGUGUCACAUGGGACGAGAAGUCGCUCUUUGACUACCUUGAGAACCCCAAGAAGUACAUUCCCGGAACCAAGAUGGCUUUCGGUGGCCUGAAGAAGGAGAAGGACCGAAACGACCUCAUCACCUUCUUGAAGGAGUCUACUGCUUAA